Kwoniella shivajii is the source of this 2601-nucleotide messenger RNA. RefSeq lists its product as uncharacterized. Gene Ontology annotation, molecular function: GDP-Man:Man(3)GlcNAc(2)-PP-Dol alpha-1,2-mannosyltransferase activity. Gene Ontology annotation, biological process: protein N-linked glycosylation. Gene Ontology annotation, cellular component: endoplasmic reticulum membrane. Lineage: Eukaryota; Fungi; Basidiomycota; Tremellomycetes; Tremellales; Cryptococcaceae. Bases 1 to 2601 code for a protein of 866 amino acids. The transcript is spliced from 12 exons. The record is from RefSeq and is a predicted model, not a curated record.
AUGAACGGUCAGGAGAUACUCGCCUGGGCUGUGUUCAUAUCGUAUUUUCUCUUCAUCUUCCUGUCUUUCGGUCUUGUGUUCCGGUCAAUUCUUUCCGGAAGUCAUGUCUCCAAGUUAUUCGAAGGAAGAGCUUUCUUCUUCCUGCGUACAGCUGUAGGAGCGCUGCUCUGUACAUGGUACUACAUGUUCAAUUUCCUAAUUUGGUCGUACAAGUAUCAUUCACGUCUGAAUCAGACAAGCAGUAUAGGAAACUGGCUUGUACAUACACCACUUUUUGAACAAGCUUGGACAGUAGUUUGUACUGGAAGAGCGAAUUGGUGGUGGUCUAGUUGGAUUUGUACAUGGACAGUAAUUUUCACUGCUAUUGUAUGGAUAGAGAGUGGUAGAAGGGGUAUCAAAUAUCCUUACGCAUAUAUGCUUCUAGGUCAAUUAGUUGCUAUAUCAGUUUCAACUGGUUUGUUUUUAGUAGCGAUUUAUUUACAUCCAAGAAUACGGUCAACACCUCGCAAAUUCCCUGUAUACAUUGCAUUCCCUCUUUUGAUGUCAUUCAUUCCGAUAUAUCUUCUACCUCGACAUGUCAACAGUGAUAGAUUCAUGAAUUCACUAUUAUGGUUACACGGAGCAUUACUAUUACCUCUCACAUCAUCUUCAAGCAGUGACAUAGCUGAGAAUGCCAAAGCAACAGUACCCUCUUCUCUGCUAUAUCAAAUGCUUAUAGCUGUAGCAGCAGCAAUUCAUUAUCCAGCUACCGCUCGUUUAUUGGCUUCCUUACCGGCUGGUCAACCAUUACAUGUCAAAUUGUAUAAAGCGAUAUUCGUUCAUCCAGCACAAAGCUCGAUCUCUCUCGACGUAAUCUGGGUCGCAAUCAUUCUUGCAUCAUGGUUCAUUCUUUCAGGUUCAAUCACCGCUCGAGUAAUUAAGAGUACUAUCGCUGGAGCUGCUUCUGCGACAGUAAUCGCCAGAUGGACCGGCGUCAAUUGGGGCUUGAUAGCUAGUGUUUUUCCUAUUUUACUUUUGUUUGGGGCCGGUACAGCAGUUCUGGCUUUGCAAAGAAUGAGAUCAAGAAAUGUAGUGAGACGGAAAGAGCUGUUAGAAAAGAUGAAUAUGCCUGAGAACUCUGUGGUACCUGGUACAGCGAAUCAAGCUCCUAAAAUGAGUGGACAGAAACUAGUAGUAGGAUUUUGGCACCCUUAUUGCAAUGCUGGUGGAGGAGGUGAACGUGUUCUGUGGUCUGCUAUCAGACAUCUCCAGAAAACAGAAAAAGAUGUACUUGUGCUAGUAUAUUCUGGAGAUUACCCAGCUGCUAGUAAGGAGGAUAUAUUGCUAAAAGCUAAGAGUCGUUUUUCAAUCGAUGUCGACGCUUCUAGACUACAUUUCAUACCUUUACCCUCCAGGCAUCUCAUCUCCGACGGGUAUUGGAAGAAAUUCACUUUGCUGAACCAAUCUCUGGGCAGUGUUUAUCUCGCCUGGGAAGGUUUAUGCGGGAAAGAUGGAUUAUGGGGAGACAUCUUCAUUGAUUCGAUGGGUCACGCAUUUACCUUUCCGUCGGUCAGAUUAAUCACUGGAUCUCAGACUACUGUAGGAGCAUACAUACACUACCCUACUGUUAGUACAGACAUGGUGAAAAGAGUGAGGGAGAGAAGCUCUGGUGGAGUAGAAAAUGCCGGCGCAUCGAGUAGCUGGCUGAAGACACAGAUCAAACUUGUAUAUUAUCGAAUCUUUACCUCGUUAUAUUCCGUAUCCCUACUUUUCCCUCAACAUAUAAUGACGAAUUCAUCAUGGACACAAGCUCACAUCCAAUCCCUCCUCAAUUCAGCUCGAAACUCUUUCCUUGCAAGUCUACUUUUGAAGGAUGAUUUGACGAUACAAAAAAGAGAAGAAAGAGGUGAAACCAGAAAAGAAGACAGAGCGAGAUGUGAAGUUGUAUAUCCACCUUGUGAUACGAAAGAAUUUGUCAAGCUGGGCAGUUUGGAUAACAGGAAGAGGGAGAUGGUCUCUCUAGCACAAUUCCGGCCGGAGAAAGAUCAUGCCAAGCAGCUCCAUGCUCUGGCAUCAUUAUUCGAAAAACAUCCGCAAUACCGAAGUGGGAAACAGAGUAUCAAGUUGAUAAUGAUGGGUGGAUCACGGGAUUCAGCAGACGAAGAGCGACUCAACGGGCUGAGACGACUAGCCGUCAAGCUGGGUAUAACCGAUAACGUGGAAUUCCUGGUCAAUGCACCGUAUUCCGAAAUCGUAAAGCGGUUAGGAGAUGCUUCGAUAGGGUUAAACACUAUGAUGGAUGAACAUUUCGGCAUUAGCGUGGUCGAAUUCAUGGCUGCGGGAUUAAUUCCUAUCGUCCAUGCUUCGGCAGGACCAUUGAUGGAUAUAGUGGUACCGUUCCAUAAGCAAAAGACAGGUUUCCACGCUACGGACGCAGAUUCAUUCGCAGAAGCCAUUCAUCAAGCGUUCAGCCUUCCCCUCAAGGAGAGUGUUAGCACACGCAAAGCGGCCAGAGAACUGGCUGUCCAGAAAUUCUCAGAAAAGGAAUUCGAAGAAGGUUGGCGGAAAGGUUGGAUAACACUGAAAGACUUGGCAUUGAGAAACAGCGCUAAAGCGGGUUGA